AUGAAUUCCUACAAAUUUAAUAUCAGUUCAACUUCCUCUUCUUCUUCUUCCAAUGAUUCAGAAGAGGAAAUGAGGGAUAUGGUGAACAAAGAAGUAGAUGACAUGAUCGACAAUGUCACUCAUACUUAUCUCCCAUUCCUUGUGUCGGCGGUCACUCCUAGAAUGAGACCAGGUGGACGUACUCGACCUCGGACUGAUAGGGGUCGAGAAGAAGGUCAUUUAAGAUUAUACAAUGACUAUUUUGCAGAAAAUCCAAUUUACUCAAGUAGGUUGUUUCGACGUAGAUUUCGUAUGCAAAAGCAUGUUUUUGAGCGUAUCAUGAAUGAAGUUGUGAGGAAUGACAAAUGGUUCAAACAAAAGAGGGAUUACACCGGUCGUUUUGGCUUGUCGCCACUGCAAAAGUGUACCGCAGCAAUACGACAAUUAGCUUAUGGGUGCGCUUCCGACGCUUGCGAUGAGUACAUACGUAUUAGUGAUAGUACGGCAAGAUUGGCACUUCAGAGAUUCAUUGACGGCGUCAUUAACGAAUUUAGUAAUGUGUACUUAAGACGACGAAUGAAGCCGAUCUGA
Beta vulgaris subsp. vulgaris (sugar beet) is the source of this 570-nucleotide messenger RNA. RefSeq lists its product as uncharacterized. Bases 1 to 570 code for a protein of 189 amino acids. The transcript has a single exon. NCBI's taxonomy places the organism in Eukaryota, Viridiplantae, Streptophyta, Magnoliopsida, Caryophyllales, Amaranthaceae. The record is from RefSeq and is a predicted model, not a curated record.